Chenopodium quinoa (quinoa) is the source of this 804-nucleotide messenger RNA. Its product is annotated as CASP-like protein 1B2. Bases 119 to 499 code for a protein of 126 amino acids. The transcript has 2 exons. NCBI's taxonomy places the organism in Eukaryota, Viridiplantae, Streptophyta, Magnoliopsida, Caryophyllales, Amaranthaceae. The record is from RefSeq and is a predicted model, not a curated record.
AGCAAAUUCUAUUUAAAAGCAACACUCAAACUAGCAACGCUAUACAUAUAAGAAAAAUUCUUGUACAAAUAUAUAACUUAGAAAGAAACUUAUAUCGUCCUACUCUUUGUGUUGACUGAUGGCUCAACUAGGCCAUGAGAAGUCGGAAACAGUUUACAAUUCGUUGCAAUCGUCGGUGCCAGGGAUCAAAGAUACGGUGGUAGCAUUACUAAGAUUGGUGGCUCUUUUGGCUACAUUGGCUGCUACGAUUGGUAUGGUUAUCAACAAAGAAACCAAGACCUUUGUUGUUGCUACCAUUGGUACUAACACUAUUAAAGCUACACUUACCGCAAGGUUUCAAGACACCCCGGCAAAUAUAUUCUUUGUUGUAGCUAAUGGAUUGGCUACUUUGCACAACCUGUUGGUGUUGAUAGCAAUGUUCUUUGGAAAGAAGAUUGAUCCCAAAGGAGCUCGUGAUGUGGCUAUCUCAUUUUUUUUUUUUUUGUUUGUUCUUUCUUAGUUCUAUUUGUGUUCUGUGUUUUGGUAAAUGGUUGGUUUCCGGCACCUAAAAAAAAAAUAAUUUUGUUUCAUUUUUUUUUUCAAAGGUGUCAAUUUGGGUACCUUGGGUCAGGUGAGGUCAAGUUAGGUUAGUCGGGCUAAUUUUAGAGUAGAGUUAACAUUAUUUAUUGUGUCCAUAAGAACAAAAUAUUUAAUUGGGCCUUUUUUUGUGACGAAACAAAGUUGGCCAAUUUUUUACACCUCUAGUUUUUCCAUGAUAAACUACAAAGAAGAAGUAUAAAUAAUAGUUUAAGGAUUCAAAUCUAA